AUGGUUCACUUCACUUCCGUCUUCGCUGGGCUGUCGCUCGUAGCUGGUUCUCUUGCCGCGCCCUCCAAAGAAGGUCUCUUCUCCAAGAUUACCAAACGGGCUGGUACUCCCAACAGUUCCGGUACUAACAACGGAUUCUUCUACUCCUGGUGGAGUGAUGGCGGUGCCGAUGCUACUUACACCAACGGUGAGGGAGGUUCUUACUCCAUGGAGUGGAAGGAUGGUGGUAACGUCGUCGGUGGUAAGGGUUGGUCUCCUGGAAAAGCUCGAACCAUCUCCUAUGAGGGAGAGUACAAGCCCAACGGCAACAGCUACCUCUCCGUCUACGGCUGGACCCGAAACCCCCUAGUCGAGUACUACAUUGUAGAGUCCUUCGGUACCUACAACCCCUCCAGCGGUGCUACCAAGAAGGGUACCGUUGAGGCUGAUGGCAGCACCUACGACAUCUUCGAGACUACUCGCACCAACGCCCCUUCAAUCGACGGUACUCAGACCUUCCAGCAGUACUGGUCUGUUCGCCAGCAGCAUCGCUCUACUGGUAGCGUUGACACUGGUCUUCACUUCGACGCCUGGGAGAAGGCUGGUAUGAAGCUCGGUACCCACGACUACCAGAUCCUCGCUACUGAGGGUUACUUCAGCAGCGGAUCUUCUCACAUGACCGUUUCUGAGGGGGCUUCUUCUGGUGGAUCUACUGGCGGUGACGCUUCCCAAGGCGGUGAUGCUUCCCAGGGAGGUGACGCUUCUCAAGGUGGAAACGGCCAACAGGGUGAUACCCAGCAGCCUGGUAACGGUCAGCAGGGCGGUGAUGCUUCUCAAGGAGGCGAUGCUUCUCAGGGCGCAAACGGUCAGCAAGGUGGCAACGGAAACUCUUUCCAGCAGCCUGGCAGUGAGAACCAACCCCAGCAACAAGAGAUUGACACUGGUGCUAACGAGCCCUGCCAAUAA
Fusarium musae is the source of this 945-nucleotide messenger RNA. It is a transcript of the gene XYL4, whose product is annotated as Endo-1,4-beta-xylanase 4. NCBI's taxonomy places the organism in Eukaryota, Fungi, Ascomycota, Sordariomycetes, Hypocreales, Nectriaceae. Gene Ontology annotation, molecular function: hydrolase activity, hydrolyzing O-glycosyl compounds. The coding region runs from base 1 to 945 and encodes 314 amino acids. The record is from RefSeq and is a predicted model, not a curated record. Gene Ontology annotation, biological process: xylan catabolic process. The transcript is spliced from 3 exons.